UUUGCUUUUUUGAAGAAACAAGAUUAUGCUCAUCACAUAGUUUUAAAAUCUGUUUCUUAGCGAUAUUGGGGACUUUUUACUUACUUAUUCUUCAACAUAGUGUUGAGUCACUGUAUGAUUCCGAUUAUGAGGAUAGAAAGUGGCUUCGUGGACAUAGUCUCUACAUGUGGUUUUAGGAUCUUUGCUUUGAGUCCCAGCUGUCAUCUGAGUUACAAAGUUCCUUGGGCGCGCUUUGCACUUAACUCUUUGUACACAUUUCUGCUCAUUUGAUUGGGAUAAAUUCCUUAUUGUGGAAAACACUCUAAGCCAAAGAUUGCAGUGGAAUUUUGGCUUCUAUAUAACAUUUACUCCUAAGUGCUGGCUAGCUGACAUCACUUAUCUUUUUGGCAGCGUAAUUUCUUCCAGGAGCUCCAGUGGAAGCUAUCCUCAAUCUUAGCAAGCCAAUUUCUCACAAAUUAGGAAUGAUCUUACACAUCCUGCUGGUCUUACCCCUGUGUACCAUGUCCCAACAGGCCUCUAAGCUGAGACUCAACUAGAAGGAGACCGUUUCCCAUGAAUUAGUCUCUCCUAAUAUGUUGGUUGUCAGUGGCUUUCACAACCAAAGAGGUGGUGCCACUUCUGCCAACACCUGCACUUACAUUUUCCCUUUGCUUAAGAAAUGUCAUCACCUCCAGGCGGUAUUGGGAGAUUCCAUUUCAGGGGAGAGCAGAGAAGACGUGAUUAGGAGGCAGGGGACUCAGAUGGAUCUUGAAGUGCACUCUGAAGGUCGUCUGAAGACCCCGUAGUAAACACCCCCCUACCAAGGCUACACAUGAUAACGGAAGGGAACCAGGACCGUGCUGUGGCCACAUAGAAUGGGCGCUGCCAUGGCAUUUGUGACCUAGCCACAUGGAACCUAGGUGAGGGCAGUGGGCGACAACGGAAUGUGGGGACCCGGUGCAAGGCCGAGGGAAGGGCCUCAGAGAAGGGCCUUGGUGUGGCCGAGGUGUUAGACAGUCUAGACAAGAUGAGGGAACAAACAGUCCCGCAGGGCUUCGGAGUGGAGCCGCAUCCACACUGGCCCCCCCAGGCCAGUGACGUGGUGCUGCUCCCGACUCGACGCAUCACUCUGACACCGUUUCACAGUUACGUUGGGCACGCUGCCACCAUGACCCAGGUCAUCAAUGGCGCCAAUCACCAAGUGCCUGGUUUCGUUAUUGCCACCAUAGGAUGGAUCCUCUGUACAACUUCCAUGGGCCUUGUGGAGUGGCGAGUGUGGCACAUGGACGACCCCACGUUCUUCCCCACUGGCGUUGCCUGUGUGGGAAUGUGGAGAGUCUGCAUCUACCAUCAUGACACCAACAUUAGCACAGCCAAAGUUUGUUAUCGGUACUCCUACUCUGAUGACUUUCUCCCGUUCGAGGUUCGUAGUGCUCAACACCUCCUGCUGAUUGCCAGCAUUCUAGGGCUCCUGGGGAGACUCUUCAGUAUCCUUGCACUUAGGAAUGUAUACGUGGGAAUCACUCAGAAGCAUGCCUGCAAUCCAUUCAUUCUUUCGGGGAUGCUGAAUUUAAUUGCUGCUGCCUGUAUCACACUUGCCGUGCUCCAGAAUUACUACUCUAUCAAAAAUUUACAGGGGAUUGCCUUCCCGCCAUCUUUCUAUAUGCCCUUCAAGCCAGAUACCCAGGAAAGCGGGAAUGCCGCUUUAGUGGCAAGUAUAGCUGCCUUCCUGAUGCUCUUAAGUGGGUUGUUUUUUCUCUGUUACAAAUGUCCCUCGAAGAGCCAAGUGCAUCCUGCGGUUUGAGAAACAGGAAUUUCCUGGUUGUGUGGGCUUUGCAAAUCCAAGAUUCCCAAGAGUAUAUGGGAAGUAUUACCAGGAUGCUCUACCAAAUAUUUCCAAGGACUCAAGACAAUGGCAAAGGUAGUUUGGGACACAAAGUAGCCAACUGUUUCCCUCUGUCACAUUGUGUGUCUAAAUGUGGUUCAUUGAUUGGUUAGCUGAAUUUAGAACUUUCAAUAAAAAUGUGUCUUGCCCACCA
Messenger RNA from Microcebus murinus (gray mouse lemur), 2018 nucleotides. NCBI's taxonomy places the organism in Eukaryota, Metazoa, Chordata, Mammalia, Primates, Cheirogaleidae. The record is from RefSeq and is a predicted model, not a curated record.